This is a messenger RNA of Dictyostelium purpureum, 2472 nucleotides long. RefSeq lists its product as uncharacterized. Lineage: Eukaryota; Evosea; Eumycetozoa; Dictyosteliales; Dictyosteliaceae. The coding region runs from base 1 to 2472 and encodes 823 amino acids. Gene Ontology annotation, molecular function: RNA binding. The record is from RefSeq and is a predicted model, not a curated record. The transcript is spliced from 3 exons.
AUGAAUCAACAAAAACAACUUUUUAUCAAAGGUUUACCAACAGAUACAACCAAUGAAGAGGUUGAAAACUUUUUCAGUGAUAUCGGCCCAAUUAAAAGAUGUUUUAUUGUUACCAAAAAGAACGAGAAGGGCGAACAAAUAUGUAGUGGAAUAGGUUAUGUUUACUAUGCACUUUCAGAACAUGCAGAGAUAGCAAUUAAAGAAAAAAAUAAUAAGCAGUUUAAGAAUAAAGUUAUUCAAGUUUCAGUUGCAAAAGAAAGAUUAAAAAAAGAACAACCACAAAAAGAUCAACAACAAGAAGAAGAAAAUAAAGAAAAAAAUAAUAAAAAACAAUUUAAUAUUAAAAAUGAAUUAGCUAUUGUUGUAAAUAAUUUUGUUACCGAUAAAAACACUGUUCAAAAUUUCCUCAGUUUAAAGAAGGGUCUUAUUAAAAAUAUUUAUUCAAUUCCAUUUUCAAAUAAUGCUGUUAGAAUUGUCGUAAAUACUCAACACGAUUUAAAAACUCUUGAAAAUAAAUUAUCAAAACAAAAAGAAUAUAAUGGUAAAAAAGUUUCAUUCUCAAUUGAAAAUGAUGAUUUCAAAUCAAAUGAAAUUAUUAUUAGAAAUUUAAGUUUUAAUACCACCAUCCAAAAUUUAAUUGAUAAAUUUUCAAGUUAUGGUGAAUUAGUUUUAGUUAAAGUACCAACCAAACCAAAUUCAAAUACUACCAAAGGUUUUGCAUUUUUAACCUUUUCAUCAAAAGAAGUCAGUGCUAAAGUUGUUGCUGAAUGUAAUGGUCAAAAAAUUAAUAAUAGACAAAUCGCAAUCGAUUGGACAUUAAAACAAAAUGAUUAUGAAGUUCAAAAGGAUAAUAAACAAGAUGUUAAAAUUGAAGAUAGUGAAGAUGAGGAGGAAAAAGUAGAAGACCAAAAGGAAACUAAGGAAGAUAGCGAGGAUGAUAAAGAUAGUGAGGAUGAUGAAGAUAGUGAGGAUGAUGAAGGUGAUGAAGAUGGUGAAGAUGGUGAAGAUGAUGAAGAUGAUGAAGAUGACGAAGAAAUGGACGAAGAUGAUGAAGAAAUGGAUGAAGAUGAUGAAAAAGCAGAGAAAGAAGAAGAUAAUGAUGUUAAAAAGAAAAUGGAAAUUGAUCACGCAAGAAAUAAAAAAGAAGUUGACGAAUUAAAAACUUUAUUUAUUAGAAAUUUAGCAUUCGAUACAAAAGAAGAGGAUUUAGGUGCUAAAUUUGAACAAUUUGGUAAAUUAGAAUUUUGUAGAUUAGUUAAAGAUAGAGAUAGUGGUAAAGCAACAGGUAAAGCAUUUGUUAAAUAUCAUGACAAGGAUUCAGCUAAAAGAGCUAUGGAAGCAUGUUCAAGUGUACCACUUUAUGAUCCAUCAUUAGAAGAUAAAAUUCAAAAAAAUAAUAAAAAAGAUAAAAAAGAUAAGAAAAAGAAUACACUUUCAGUAGCAUCAUUACUUCAAGGUGGUUUAUUAAUGGAUGGUAGAUAUUUAAUUGUUGAUUAUGCCGUUGACCAUAAACAAGCUCAUGCAUUCAAAGAAAAGAAAGUUGAAAACGUUGAUAGAAAGAAUAGACACUUGUUACUUAUUGGUAAAAUUCUUCAAGGUUCAGCUGAAGGUAAAGAAUUAAAUGAAAAAGAUUGGGAAUUAAGAUCAUCUGCCGAUAAAGAAAAUCAAACUAAAUUAAAAGUAAAUCCAAAUUAUUACGUUUCGCCAACCCGUUUAUGUAUAAGAAACCUUCCACUUCACGUCACCGAUGCCAUCCUUAAAAACUCAUGUUCUAAAAUAUUAAAACAAGCUGGUCUCAAAGAAAGAGUUGCAUUUGCCAAAGUUGCAGUUGAUAGCGAAAGAAUUACAUCCCAAGGUAUUCCAAAAUCAAAAGGUUAUGCAUUCAUCGAGCUUCCAAACCAUCAAGCCGCUCUUGAAAUUCUUCACAAAGCAAACAACAACAACAAAAUAUUUUUCCAUCCAAACAAUCCAAAAUCAAAAGAUCAACGUUUAUUCGUCCAAUUUGCUGUAGAAGAUGCUCGUGCUGUUAAAAAACAAAAGCAAUACCAAGAAAGACUAAGUAAAAAGAGAGAAGAUCAAAAGAUUGAAAGAUCAAUAUUAAAGAAACAAGCCAAAGAAAACGGUGAAGAUUUAGAUCAAGACAAGAAAUUAAGUAGAGGUCAAAGACAAAGAGAAAAGAAGAGACAACAAAGACAAAAAUUAGAAUCUGAAGGUGUCGAUGUCGAGCAAUUACAAAAACAAAAAGAAUUACUUAAACAAAAGAAACAAUUAAUGAAAGAGCUUAAAGAAAAAUCAAGUGGCGAGAAAAAAUUAACCCAACAACAAAAAGAAAAAUUAAUUAAAGAUUCAAAACAACAAUCAAGCAACAAUAAUAACAAUAAUAAAAAGAGAAAGAAUACCGAUAAUUUUGAUGAAUUAGCCAAUAGUUAUUUAAAUAAUAAUACCAAUACAAAGAAAAAGAAAUGGAUUUAA